Salvelinus namaycush (lake trout) is the source of this 2144-nucleotide messenger RNA. RefSeq names its product dynein regulatory complex protein 9-like. Gene Ontology annotation, molecular function: protein binding. Gene Ontology annotation, biological process: sperm axoneme assembly; cilium organization. The record is from RefSeq and is a predicted model, not a curated record. Lineage: Eukaryota; Metazoa; Chordata; Actinopteri; Salmoniformes; Salmonidae. Gene Ontology annotation, cellular component: cytoplasm; sperm flagellum. The transcript has 9 exons. Bases 260 to 1450 code for a protein of 396 amino acids.
AACUAUGCUCUAGUUAAACUACUGGCCUUUUAUUGUGCAUAAAUAUAGCUAGUAAACUUCAACACGUUCCGUGAAGACACGUAAGAAAUAUACCUAGCUACGAAUCUGUUGAUUGUGUUAUUGAGCAUUUUGCCCAGGAUAUUUUCUAACACAAAAAUGUCACAGUUAGAAAACGGUAUCGUUAGUAGCUAGCUAGAUAGGUGAUGUUGUAAAUUGCUUGGCUAAUUUCGCUCGAAUUCAGUGUUCACAGACCAUCAGGAUGUCGGUUCCUUUGUCUGGGGUAGAGCUGCUCAGAGUGUGUACAGUGCUCCAGGACUGUGAGGCACAGCUGUCAGUGCUGGGUCACAUCAUGCCCGACACCUACAGGGGUCGUCCAGAAGCUGAUAAGGUAUUAUCUGAUUAUCCUCAGCUAACAUUAUACGCGGAGCUAAUGUCAAUUGCCCGUAUUCAUAUGUUUUUGUGGAAGUUUGUGUCAGCCGACAUUGGACAGGUCCUUGAACAGCAGAAAGGGGCAGAGCAGAACCUGAAAGCAGCCCGUCAGUUUGAGAGAGAGUCUGGGAGACUGUCAGAUGCCACCCGUGAGCUGCACAGAUCCCAGAAGGAACUGAACCGCACGCUAGAGGAGGACCCACUGUCCCCUGACAACCUGGCCAAGGUGCAGAGAGACAGUCAGUUUGUGGGUCACGUGAUUGCUGAUGUGUUGGCAGAGCUGCAAGAGAAAGGGACCUUUCACAGCUUGCUUUUCGCUGUGGAAGAAGAGAAAAGAAGGAAGGCCAACCUCCUGGACAUAAUAAUCAGGGAGGAGGGCAGCCGGCGGAGGACCAAAGCUCUUCAGAGACAGCUGCUUGACAUCCGCAAGGAAAAAACUCUGGAGCUGCAGCGACGUGAGGAGAUGACUGCCCACCUGAAGGACCAGCUACACGGGAGGAAGGCUAAGACUGGGCUGGAGAGGAAGUAUGUGAAGAGCAGCGCGGAGCUGCUGGUGUACCAGGGACAGAAGAUCAACACACACUCUGAGAAGCAGCUGGAGGAAGAGAUCAGGCUACUGCAGGAGAGGUUGGAGGAGGAGAGGAGAGUUCAUAUGGAGAUGGAGACUUUCCUCAAGAAACAUCAGACAAGUCUGGAUGAGAAGCUGGAGGUGUGGAUGGAGCGCUAUGAGAGAGACAUGGAGGACAAGCAGCAGGAGCUCAACAGCCUGAGGAACAAAAAAGCUAACAAUCUCUCCCAGCUCCAGGAGCUGGCCAAGAAAUACAGAGACAUUGAGCAGGUGGUCAUCGAGGACAGGAUUGAGAAAGAGGCCCUACGCAGGAAGCUGGAGAAGGAACAUAUGGAGCGAGACGCAGCCACCAAGAUCCAGUCGUGGUGGAGGGGAACAUUAGUGCGACGCGGCCUGGGCCCCUAUAAGAAAGGCAAGAAGCCCAAGUCCAAGGAGGGAAAGAAGAAAAAGUGAGGUGUCCCUUCUUCAAGAGCUCCAGUGAAAGGAAACCCAAAAAAAUUCUCAAUACAGACAUGUUACUUUUCAUCAAUGUUCAAUUCCUGAUUACAGACAAUCUAAGUCGACACUGGCCUGUAGGCAAAUAUAUCUUCAAUGAGAAAAGCUUUUUUUUUCUUUAACAGAGUAAAGUUGGCAUGGUCAUUUUGAAUACUACUACCACCAUUGCCAGGUUCUUACUUAUAUGCAGUCUAACACAAGGGCAAGAAUGGUAAUAAACAAGCGUACUCAUGAGACUGAAAUGGGUAACUUUUAUUAAUGCACUUUAAAGAAUUCCAAAUAUUAAUUCCAGAAAAUAAUAAUUCAAUUUUGUACAUGUUUUCAGGGACAAUUUCUCAGCAAACGGUGUAAAAAGUUAAAAAGACCAUGUUGCGGUCAUGAAAGAAGGUCCUCUCUUUAUCUGGUACCUACUUGUAAACAUAUGGAAUGUAUCUAUUUUACUGUACAAAUGUCACAGGGUCCAGACCCAGCAGUAGGGGCACAUGAUUUCUGCUGGAGAAAGCCCAAGUCAGUCGACAUAAGUUAGGAGGGGGGAAAAUAUCUAAACAAAACAUUUAUAAUAUAUUUAAAAUCACCUUUAACUUCCCUUUUCAGAACUCUGAGUCUUAUCAAAACAAAGUUAAAAUGGCAAAAACAUACCUCUGAUAUAUUU